Cicer arietinum (chickpea) is the source of this 2726-nucleotide messenger RNA. RefSeq lists its product as uncharacterized. Lineage: Eukaryota; Viridiplantae; Streptophyta; Magnoliopsida; Fabales; Fabaceae. The record is from RefSeq and is a predicted model, not a curated record.
AUAAUGUUAUAUUAUUAUACUUCGAAUAAUAGAAUUCAACGAGUGACAUGUAACUAAUUUCCUUGCAACUACGACGAGUUUGUGAUUCUUUCUGAGAAGUCUAUGCAAGAACUUUGAGAAAAAUUUGACAUUCUUUGGGUGUCUUGUUUUCCAACUUGACAAGAUAGAGGUUGAAAACAGAGAUGCCUGUAGCUGGAAAAAAAAAAACCAGAACUAUGUUUGAAGGUCUAGUAAAAGAUGGAUCGUUUAAAUGGUUGCUUGGCAAGAAGAGUUAUUUUGAUGAAGAAUUUGAGGAGAUGGAAAAUUCACCUUCUGCUGGGAAGAAUUUUAUACGCGAGCUUUCUCCAGUUGCAAAUCUAGUUGUUCGUAGAUGUGCAAAAAUCCUUAAGACCUCCUCAAGUGAUCUUCAGGAGAGCUUCAAUCAAGAGGCGUCUGAUUCCCUAAAGAAUCCAUCACGAUACGCAAGGAACUUAUUGGAAUAUUGUUGUUUCAAAGCACUUUCCUUGAAAGCGCAAAUGUCUGGUCAUCUAUUUGAUAAAACAUUCCGGCGCUUGACUUACGACAUGAUGUUAGCUUGGGAGGUCCCGGCUGCCACUAGCCAACCUCUGCUUAAUAAGGUCGAUGAAGAUGUAUCUGUCUGUUUAGAAGCUUUCUGUCGAAUAGCUCCUGCAGUUCCCAUCAUUGCCAAUGUCAUCAUUUGUGAAAAUCUUUUCGAAGCGCUGAGUUCGUCAACCGGUGGUCGCCUUCAGUUCUCCAUCUAUGACAAAUACCUCAGCGGGCUAGAAAAAGCAAUAAAAAAAAUGAAGAGCAGUUCAGACUCGUCUCUCCUUUCUGCUAUGCGACUCGCUCGAGAGGAGAAGAUUCUUGAGAUUGAUGGAACAGUCACCACACAACCAGUCCUUGAGCAUGUAGGAGUAUCCACCUGGCCUGGAAGGUUAAUCCUAACAGACCAUGCACUUUAUUUUGAAGAACUUCGCGUUGUAUCUUACGACAAACCAAAAAGAUAUGAUUUAUCAGAUGAUCUAAACCAAGUUGUUAAACCUGAGUUGACUGGACCUUGGGGGACUCGGCUUUUUGACAAAGCCGUAUUCUAUAGUUCAACAUCCUUAUCAGAACCUGCUGUACUAGAAUUUCCAGAGCUUAAAGGUCACGCUCGUCGUGAUUAUUGGCUAGCUAUCAUCAGAGAGAUUCUUUGUGUUCACAAAUUCAUAAGAAAGUAUGGAAUUGAAGGGGUUGCACUGGACGAAGCGCUUUGGAAGGCUGUUUUAGGAAUUUUGCGAUUGCAAUCCCUUGAAGAUAUUAGUUCUGUAGGCCCUAUACAGAAUAAUUAUCUUCUCAUGUUUAAUUUAUGCGAUCAGCUUCCAGGUGGAGACUUGAUAUUAGAAACCCUUGUAAAUAUGUCGAACUCGAGGGAAUCAGAUCACGGGAACAAUUCCAGGCCUGGAAACGGAAUGUAUUCUAUCUCGGUCUUGGACAUGGUUUCUGACUUGGGAUUUGGAUUUGGAACAAGUUCAAACAGCUCAAAUGAGAGCAGGAUUGCUGUUGGUGAAAUAACGGUUGGAGAAAUGACUUCAUUGGAAAAAGUUGUUAAAGAAUCUAAGAACAAUUAUAAAAAAGUCGUAUCUGCACAGGCAACAGUUGAUGGUGUUAAAGUCGAUGGCAUUGACACUAAUUUGGCUGUCAUGAAGGAGUUACUUUUUCCUCUAGAUGAACUUAGGAAGUCUCUUCAAUCUUUGGUGUAUUGGGAUGAUCCAUGGAAGUCUUUUGGGUUUUGUUUGUUCUUCGGUUACAUCAUCUGGAGGGGUUGGCUUGGCUAUGCAGUGGCACUGGUGCAUGUGUUCAUUGCAGCUUUUAUGAUAAUUACAAGAUGUUUUAGUCAAGGUAGGCCUGUAACUGAAGUUAAAGUUGUAGUUCCUCCACCAAUGAAUACAAUGGAACAGCUUUUGGCUGUUCAGAACGCCGUUUCUCAAGCUGAACAGCUCAUACAAGAUGGUAACAUAAUUCUUCUCAAGUUCCGUGGCUUGUUACUCUCCAUUUUUCCUCAGGCCACAGAGAAGAUGGCAUUAGGUCUUGUAUCAGCAGGGUUGAUUUUGGCUUUCUUACCUUGUAAAUACAUAGUUCUUCUAGUGUUCUUGGAGAUAUUUACAAUGUAUUCACCUCCAAGGAAAUCUAGCACAGAGAGAUGGGAGAGGAGAUUCAGGGAAUGGUGGUUCAGCAUACCAGCUGCUCCUGUUAAACUUGAAAGAGAUAAUAAAGAGGACAAGAAAAGAAAGUGAUGAUGAAGUUAUGUACAUGUUUUGCGUUGAAUACUUUACUUUUUUUUUUCAUCAGGAUAAAUAGGCAUUUUGGUCUUUAAAUGUGUGAGGCAUUGUCACUUUAGUCUUUGAAUGUAUCGAAGUUAUAAAAACAUCCAUGAGUGUAUCAUCACAUCCAUGAGUGUAUCAUCUGUUUGUAAUUUUAAAGACAAAAUUGACUAAAAUAAGAUACAUUUGAAGACUAAACUGACUAAUGAAAGACACGUUUGAGGACUAAACUAGCUAACAAAAGAUGCAUUUAUGUACGUUUUGUAAUUUGAUUACAUUGAACAACUAUUGUGACAACCUCUCACACAUUUAAGGAUCAAAUAAUUGUUUAUCCUUCACAUAUAUCCAAAAAAUACUUGAAAUGUAAGACUCAACUGUGGAAGCAAAGUAGUCCGGUUAAUUUCAUCAGAUUAAUACCUUUAA